Entrophospora sp. SA101 is the source of this 3591-nucleotide messenger RNA. The record is from the annotation of a GenBank genome assembly. NCBI's taxonomy places the organism in Eukaryota, Fungi, Glomeromycota, Glomeromycetes, Entrophosporales, Entrophosporaceae.
AUGGCUUUUGUUAAUGCUAACAACAUAGAACAAAUCGUCGAAAGCAAUUCGAUCAAUUAUAUCGAAGAAUCAGCAGGACCAGAAGCGAUUUAUAACAAACGCGAAACACGCAAUGCUGUUAUCAACGAUGAUAAACAAGAUCAGAAUCUUGAAAAAAUAGUUAAACAAAGCAUCAGAAAAUCUAGACCAAGAAAAGAAGUUGAUGAACAAGAUCCCGCAAAAUCAUUUUUAGAAAAAUGGAAAUUUAAAGAUCCGGGAAUAUGUUGUGUGUGUCUUGAGGGUGCAACUGAUGUAGGAAAUAUGUUGGUGUAUUGUGAUGGACAGAAAUGCGAGGUUAUAUGUCAUCAAGAAUGUCAUGGUAUAAAAAACUUACCUUCUACAGAUGAUCCUUGGUAUUGUGACAAAUGUCUUGCAAAACCAUCUGAAGUGGUGUCAUGUAUUUUAUGUCCGAAAAAAACUGGAGCAUUUCGCCGAUUACAUGAAGAAGAUGAUUUCAAAACGAAUUCAUGGGUUCAUUUGGUUUGUGCUUUAUGGAUGCCAGGAAUGUGGAUAGCCAAUACUCAAGGAUUAAAUGAGUGCUCUAUCAUUAGUGUUGAAAAGACAAAUUGGAUAAAGGAUUGUUGUAUAUGUCCUAAAGAACUUGCUAGUCAAGGUGCGACUGUUCAUUGUGAUGCAGGCGGCUGUAAAAAUUGGAUACAUGUAACUUGUGCUCAAUCUUAUAAUCUUUUGGAAUAUGAGGAUGAUUCUGAAAUGUCAGAUCCUUAUUUUGUUUAUUGUAAAGAACAUUGUUCACAAGCUGGCACUGUUCGUUUAAAUGAAUGGGAAAGGUGGAUUUUAAAACGUGAUAAAUUUUUAGACAAUGUUAGGUCUGAAGAGUUACAAAAAAGAAACAAUAAACUCACAAGUGAGUUAAUAGAUCAAGGAAAAAUACUCAGGGAAAUUUUUGAAGAUAAUUAUUCUGAAUACCAGAAACGUCGAGAAAAACAAAUAGUCAAACUUAGAAAAAACGUUGCUCAGCUAUAUUCAGAGUAUAAAGGAGAUAAGGACAAGAUAAGUAGAGGGGAGGAGCAAAUUGAAUCCUUGGAACAAAAAAAAAGGACUGUAAAAUCAGAAACAAUCGAAUUAGCAAAUUAUUUAAACAGAUUAAGAUUUAGAGUAAAAGCUUUUGUUGAAAAGAUGAUUAAAAAAGAUGCAGAUGAUAGCAAUAUCAUUAAUAAUAAUGUUGAGAUAAAACAAUAUACUGAAUGCUCAACUUACAAAGAAGCAGAAAGACAAAUAAGAGAUGGAUUAAUAGAAAAGUCAAUGAUUGAAAUUCAACGAUUAUUGGCUAAAUUGCCAAAUUCAAUAUCAGAUUGGAAUAAUAAUAAUGUGGAAGAAGCAAAAACAAUUAAUAUUAAAAAGUUAGAUAUUGAAGAAAUUGAAACAUUAGGAUUAGAUAAUGCUCAAAAAAUUCUUGUUCAAAGACAAAAGGAACGUAAACAAAAAGGUAAAAAGGGUAAAAAAACUACAACAACCGCUACUAAUAAUGGCAAAAGUAAAACACCCAAGAAAAAUCUUAAGGUUUCAAGAACUACUUCAACAUCUUCAAAUAAUGGAUCUGAAGCAUUUGAUACACCAUCAAGAUCAUGUAUUUUAUGUCCAAAAAAAACUGGAGCAUUUCGUAGAUUGCAGGAAGAAGAAGGCUUCAAAACAGAUGCGUGGGUCCAUUUAGUUUGUGCCUUAUGGAUGCCAGGAAUGUGGAUAGCCAAUACUCAAGGAUUAAAUGAGUGCUCUAUCAUUAGUGUUGAAAAGACAAAUUGGAUAAAGGAUUGUUGUAUAUGUCCUAAAGAACUUGCUAGUCAAGGUGCGACUGUUCAUUGUGAUGCAGGCGGCUGUAAAAAUUGGAUACAUGUAACUUGUGCUCAAUCUUAUAAUCUUUUGGAAUAUGAGGAUGAUUCUGAAAUGUCAGAUCCUUAUUUUGUUUAUUGUAAAGAACAUUGUUCACAAGCUGGCACUGUUCGUUUAAAUGAAUGGGAAAGGUGGAUUUUAAAACGUGAUAAAUUUUUAGACAAUGUUAGGUCUGAAGAGUUACAAAAAAGAAACAAUAAACUCACAAGUGAGUUAAUAGAUCAAGGAAAAAUACUCAGGGAAAUUUUUGAAGAUAAUUAUUCUGAAUACCAGAAACGUCGAGAAAAACAAAUAGUCAAACUUAGAAAAAACGUUGCUCAGCUAUAUUCAGAGUAUAAAGGAGAUAAGGACAAGAUAAGUAGAGGGGAGGAGCAAAUUGAAUCCUUGGAACAAAAAAAAAGGACUGUAAAAUCAGAAACAAUCGAAUUAGCAAAUUAUUUAAACAGAUUAAGAUUUAGAGUAAAAGCUUUUGUUGAAAAGAUGAUUAAAAAAGAUGCAGAUGAUAGCAAUAUCAUUAAUAAUAAUGUUGAGAUAAAACAAUAUACUGAAUGCUCAACUUACAAAGAAGCAGAAAGACAAAUAAGAGAUGGAUUAAUAGAAAAGUCAAUGAUUGAAAUUCAACGAUUAUUGGCUAAAUUGCCAAAUUCAAUAUCAGAUUGGAAUAAUAAUAAUGUGGAAGAAGCAAAAACAAUUAAUAUUAAAAAGUUAGAUAUUGAAGAAAUUGAAACAUUAGGAUUAGAUAAUGCUCAAAAAAUUCUUGUUCAAAGACAAAAGGAACGUAAACAAAAAGGUAAAAAGGGUAAAAAAACUACAACAACCGCUACUAAUAAUGGCAAAAGUAAAACACCCAAGAAAAAUCUUAAGGUUUCAAGAACUACUUCAACAUCUUCAAAUAAUGGAUCUGAAGCAUUUGAUACACCAUCAAGAGUAAUCACCAAUAUAAAAACUCAACUAUCCUCCUCAACAAAUUCAACAUCAAAAAUAAUAGACGAACUAACUAAUCAAUUGAAAAAGGCAUAUAAUACUGGCAUGGUACCAUUUCCUGCAUCUAGAAAGAAUAUAUCGGAUUUAAUCAACUUACCUGAAAAUAAUAAUUCAACAAUAAUAACAACAACUUCAAGAAUGAGUGCAUCAUCACCAUCGAAGAAUAGUAAAAACAAGAAAAAGAAUAGUUCUGAAAUAUUUAAAGAUACAUAUGAUUAUUAUAGUAACAAAAAAGUUAGAAAUGAUGAUGAUGAAUAUUAUAAUAGUCAUAGUGGUAAUAUUAAUGGUAAUAAGAAUAGAUCAAAGAUUAUUUAUGGUAGUAUAAUUAGUGGAACUAUAGAAAAUACUAUUUUUAGUGGUAGUAGUAAUCACAGUAAUAGGAAUGUUAGGAAAAGAUCUCAAAAGAAACCAUUAAUGAGAAAAAGAAAGAAAAAUGGAAAUAGUUCUGACUCUUCACAACAACAAUACAAACUACCAAGUAGAUAUCCUCAACCUAUAUGUUUCAAAUGUGAUAGGAUUGAACCUCCGGAUGAUUAUCAGCCACCUUCAUAUGUUAAAAAUACAAAAGCUAGCAAUUUAAUGUUAGAAAAGAAAGGUAGAGAUACAGUUAAUAGAAUGAUUAGGUGUAAUUUCUGUACAAAAUGGUAUCAUCUAGCUUGUAUGAAUCCGCCAAGAAAAACGAUGCCUAUCGGGGCAAAAGCAAAAGUUUCAUAUUCAUAA